Molecule: messenger RNA, 4678 nt
Organism: Schistocerca cancellata (South American locust)
Lineage: Eukaryota; Metazoa; Arthropoda; Insecta; Orthoptera; Acrididae
Product: loricrin-like
Exons: 4
Coding region: 54-2138 (694 amino acids)
Source: RefSeq, a predicted model, not a curated record
CACUGUGCGGGGGCCGGCGCGAUGCUCAGCUGACCACCGGUGCACACUGCAGCAUGGGACUUCUCAGCGUCAUCGUCUGCGUGCUCGGCGCUCUGGUGACGACCCCGCCGGCGGCCGCCGUGGUGCUCAUCUACGGGGGCAGCGUCGAGGACGGCGCCGGCCAGUGGGCGCGCCCCGAGCCGCCGACGCCGCCCACGGCGCGGGGGCUCGUCUACCUGGGCCGCGCCGACGCCAACAGAUCGGGAACAGAUCCGGCCGCACUGGAUCACGUGGCGGCAGCAUCGUCACCCCACGGCUACCGGGGGAAUGGCUACGACAACCUGGGACCGGGAGGAGUUCCGUGGCAGGGUGAUCCCCACCACCACCCACACCACCACGAAGGCGGUGGUGGCAGUUGGUCGUCUGGUGGAGGAGCAGUAGGAGGCAGUGGGUCAUGGUCAUCUGGAGGAGGUGGCAGUGGUCCUUGGGCUUCUGGAGGACCAGGAGGAGGAGGAGGAGGCGGUCCGUGGUCAUCUGGAGGUGGAGGAGGUCCAUGGCCACCUGGAGGAGGAGGAGGAGGAGGAGGAGGGGGAGGAGGCGGUGGUUCAUGGUCGUCUACUGGUGGACCUGGUGGUGGCCCUUGGCCACCAUCAGGAGGCGGGGGUGGCUCGUGGUCUUCAGGAGGGUCUGGUGGUCCUUGGCCACCUGUAGGUGGUGGAGGACAGGGUGGAGGGGUUUACAGGCCUUGGGGACCAAGUGGAGGAGGGGGCAGUACUGCCUGGAGACCUGAGGAGCACCGUUAUGGGCACUGGGAUAAGGACCCACCUAAACACGCUGGUGGAGGUCGGUGGCCUGCUGACAGGUAUGGUGGUUACUACGGUUAUGGAGGCGGUAAUGGCUAUGGAUAUGGACCUGCUGGUGGACCAGUAGGGCACCCGCCAGCUGGAGGCGGUGGGAGUCCACCUUGGCCUCCUGCUGGUGGAGCUGGUAGUGGGGGAGGGCACUGGAGUAGCAGUGCAGGUCACUGGGGUGGCGGAAGCGGAGGAGGUAGUGGCAGUGGUGGGUCCUGGGGAGGUGGCAGUACUGGGUCUUGGGGACCAAGCAGCAGUGGUGGUUCUUGGGGGAGCAGUGGCGGUGGAACAGAUAGAUGGUCCUCAGGAGGAAAUAAGUGGGGUUCUUCUGGGAGUGGAGGGCCAUUUGCAUGGUUAGGAGCCGGUGGGAACAGGUGGGGAACUGGUGGGGAAAAAUGGAAUGGUGACAGAUGGGGAUCUAGCGGAGGUGGCAGUGGAGGUGGUGGUGGAGGUGGGCCUGGGUGGCUUUCCGGCACAGACAGGUGGGGUUCUGGAGCAACAGGAGACAGGUGGUACACAUACGGUGGGCACCGGUAUGGUACAGGUGGGGGUGGUAGUGGAGGCGGAGUCGGAUGGGCAGGUGGCGCACCUGGAGGCGGUGCGGGAUGGGCGAGCGGUGCUCCCGGUGGCGGAGGACCGCACGGGUUGGAUCCCUCUAGAGACGACCGCUAUGGAAGUGGUGGGGGUGGCGGGUGGGUGACCCUGAGGCCUGGUGGCGCUGCUGGGGCCGGCGGUAGUGGCGGCGGCGGCUGGGAGGCGGAACGCGGCCACGGCUACGGAGGGGGCUGGGACCGGUACGGCCCAUCUGGGGGAGGCGCUGUCGGAGGCGGCGGAUCCUGGGACCAGAGGCCAGCCUACAGUGGCGGAGGUGGAGGCGGAAGCUGGGCCGGCGGCAGUGGAGGCGGAAGCUGGGCCAGCGGUGGCCCCGGGGGCUGGUCGCAACGGCCUUGGGGCGGAGGCGGCGCGCCAGGUGGAGCUGGAGGCGGCUGGUUCGGGCCGCAGCCCCCACCGAGCGGAGGCGGCGGAUACGGUGGGUACCCGCAAGUGUGCCAGCAGCAGCGGCCGGGGGACGGGUACCGCGACCACAGCCACGACCACGACCGGGGACUCGAGCACGGCCACCGGCUCGGCCACGACCACGGGGCUCGCGCGCCCGUGCCCUACCUGAACUACCUGCACUCGGCCACCAGCCGCAGCACCGCCCCCGCCGCGCCCACCGCCCCCAGCGCCACCUCCUCGGCGCCCGCCCCCGGCGACGACGACGACGACGACGACGACAAGGCUGGGUCGUCCGGAACCUCCAAGUGACCGGUCCCCGGCUGACCAUGGCGUUUUCUGACACCUGAUGAUGUCCGCAUCCGGUCGGUGCGAAACGUCGCUCAAUUUCUACUGGUGACUGACCUACAGCACCCGCGAGAGCAGUCUGCAGUCGGGACUCUUGUCUACUAGAGCGUCGGGUCUGCGCGUGGGUGGUCACCGAUCCUACUUACCGAUCUCCAGUUGCCAGAGACGGGAGAGAAAAUGUCCAGGAAUACGCCUUUCAAACGUUCCUCGCUCAUCCAGUUGAUUGUGGUCAUUGUAAAACAAAUACUGCUACUGGUCGUAUGCUCGUAUUGCAACAGUCACAGUGCUGAAGCCACAACUAUUAUGGGAAAUCCCUAGGAAAAAAGUAGAAAGAAGAUACCAGUUUGCGAAUAACACAAUCACAGUUUUUAUGCGCCUGCAAAACAAAAAACAAAUUACCCAGUUACGCCACUGAGAAAGACUCAGAGGACACAUGCAGCUGCCCCUGUCUCCGCCCUGUGGUGUUGUACACAUUAUUACUGAAUCAGCUGAAAUUGAAUCUUCAUUGUUCACUCCACGAAGAAGAGAUUAUAGCCUGACACGAGCGGAACACAUCUGCUCAAUGACUCAAACUGAGCUGGUCAGAGUAUUUUCUGGGCUGGAUCUUCACUGGCCAGCCGCCAAAGGAGAGGCCAGUGCCUACUCGUAAAUGCUCGGUAAACUUCGGCUGCUUCCCAGCACCAAUCCGAACAUCAGCUAUUCAAUACGUUUACAAAUUUAAGGCAUCCUUUUUAUAUUGCAACAUAGCCUCAAGUUGUAGCUACCAAGAAGUACUCCCAAUGUAUUGUUAUUGUUUUCUGUAAUUGUUCAUUAUGAAAAUAGUUGAUCAAAUGGACUGUGGUUUAUUGCCUAAUACCCUCACUAAUACUUUAAAUACAUUUACUGCGCUGUCUGUAUUUUACAGUGUCUUUGUAGUUCGAGGCAAAUGUCCUUCAGAGAUGCAUCUCUGAGCGCUCUGUGAGAUACAGACACCGGAAUAACUGUUUUUCACGGCAAAGCAACUGCAAACUGACGAGCAAAACAUUGUCUCUCCCUGUGCGGGAAUCACAUAACGUGCUAGCGGCACGGACGAGGCACCAAGGUAGCUGAGAGUUCGGAUCAGUGCCGGAGGCGUGCUGGGGCAGCCCAAGUGGCAAAGGCGACCAGUCGCGAUUAGCGGGAAAUCCGGGUUCGAGUCCCAGUACGUCACACACACAAAAAAAUCAUGUUGUUCUACUAAUUGGUACAACUCAUGUAUAAUCGUAUUCGCAGUUUUCGAAUACAUUUCAUAUACUAUUUUAAAGUCAAAAGCCUUCCAUCUCGUAUGUCUCCCCUAUAUGUCGUAAGUGACUAUUCAAAUGGCCUGUCCCAAUGGAAGUGCGUACAGCGCGUUUGCCUCGUAGCCAACAAGCUUCCCCUUGUUUAAUUUAUCCCUUGAGAAAAUAAAGUGAACCUUGUGCGGUGCACUCAGAAAAGUCACAAGCUCUUCAAAAUGUCAAUAUAUAAAAAUUGUUUAGUGUACUUAUAUAUUUCCUGACCCAAAACUACGAUUGUAAUGACAUAGUCUCCACUCAAUGUGGCAUCAGAUCUCCGAUCCAGAAGAUCCAUAACGACCAACAGUCAACUGGAUGACACUUAGACCCUUCCUCUUCUUCAUCUGCACGGUCUGUGUAGCUGUUGCAGUGUGGAGACUGGGAAGUACAACGGACAAUAGCCUAUUAUGUCGCUCCUAUGAUGGCACAUAGGGUGUGUGGUGUAUUGUGUGUGGGGGUGUAGGCUGCGGCAACAAUUCUCGGUGGCUUCCUGGAGUCUUCAGACGUCAAGAACCGCACGAGAGGCUGGUGAACUAAAGACUGUUGCUAUUGUAGUUAGAAUCUGUUGCUUUUCACUACCUUCUUUUUAAUAUCUUUGAUUCAGGAUAAUCGCUGCACCUCAACAACAAAAUCGCUGGAACACAAACUUAACAAGAGACGCUUGCCUUAUACCGCAUUCAUGUUAGAUAUGCAGCUUCCCCACGUUAAUCAAAUUCAUAAGAUUCUUGGCCCAUUUGGGGCAUAGUCAGUUCAUAUGGGAAUAAAACUUCACCACACAUGAAACUGCUGCUUUCAGUAUCAAUAAAGUUGAGUUUUAAUCGUUGGUCUAGCUUAUUUCACAGUUGUAAUUAAUUUCAGACCAUUCGUAAAGCCCAACUGUCACACGUUCACUGACACAUUUUCCAGUCUUACCCUGUGUUUCAAAGCACCUCCGUUAAGAUAUCUCUCUCGUCGAAACUCUUGCUGUGCUGGAGUGCAUAAAAUAAAAUAAAUACGCAACGAUAGAGUUGUAUAUACACGAAAAAUGACUAAUUUUCAUUAUCUCUCCUGUGACUUUGCUCUCGACACCAAUAAAUAAAAAUAAAUUUCUAAUCUCUUUCACUUCACUGCAUUUUACGCUUUGCUAUUAUGUUGCUAUAUCUAUUUAAAUGAAAUGUGACUUACAACUGGCUAACGAAAGAUAAAUGUGAAUAAAUUUUUUAACAAAUUUGA